UAAGUUCUCUACGUCUAUCUUAUUUCUCCGCAAUUGAUCUUGACAAUUCUCCGAGUCUGUCAUGUCUUCCGUUCACCGGGUCGUGCUUGCUGUUGUCAGCAUCGCGGGUGCCGCCCAAGCGCUUUCGCUAAGCGAUGUUGUACCACAACUUACGCGAGGGAGAAUCUCCCUGCGGCGGACUUCUUGCCUGGCAUCACUAUUGAUUCGUCUUCAGUCACGACAGCCAUUAUCACCAACUCUACAGCUUCAAACGAUUGGUACAUUACCAAGGCCAUUUCUUACUGUAACGUCACAAUUGCCUAUUCGCACAACGGUAUCGCAGAUGAUUUGGUUCACGUCUCCUUUUGGGUUCCUGAACCAGACAAAUUUCAGAAUCGAUAUGUCACGACCGGUGGCAGUGGUCUUUCCAUCAAUGCUGGCGCGGUCUCGAACUCUACUGGUGUCAUAGUUGGCGCCGUUUCGGGCUAUACCGACGGUGGUUUCGGUACCUUCGAUUCGUCCUGGGAUGAGGUCUUCCUUCUUGUCAAUGACACCAUCAAUUGGCAGUCUGUCUAUAUGAUGGGCUACCAGGCUCACUGGGAACUCGCCACUCUGGGAAAGGAAUUUACCAAGAACUUCUUCAACGUCUCGGACAAAGUUUAUUCUUACUACCAAGCGUGUUCUGAGGGUGGUCGUGAGGGUUGGAGUCAGCUCCAGCGCUUCGCUGAUCUCUUUGAUGGUGCUACAAUCGGUGCACCAGCCCUUCGCUACGGUCAGCAGCAGGUCAAUCACUUGACUGCGGGCGUAACUGAGCAGACUUUGGGUUAUUACCCAUCGAGUUGUGAAAUGGAGAAGAUACUAAACUUGACUAUAGCUUUCUGUGAUCCUCUGGACGGGAAGACUGAUGGUGUCGUCUCGCGAUCAGAUCUUUGCAAGCUACAAUUCAACGUGAAUAGCACCAUCGGCGAGUCUUACUAUUGCGCUGCAUCAUCAGGUAGUUCUUCCGGUCCAGGUAAACGUCAGGUUGGUAGUAUGAGUACCACACCUGAACAAAAUGGAACUGUCACGGCUGAAGCCGCUGUGCUCGUCCAAACACUCUGGGAUGGACUUCAUGACUCUGAUGGAAAGCGCGCCUACAUAUACUACCAACCUGGUGCCGAAUUUGGUGACGCAGAUACUACCUACAACUCGGAGACUGGAGAAUGGGAGGUUUCCAUCACAGGCCUUGGCGGUCAGUGGGUCGCACAAUUUCUUCAGCUUCAGGAGGUUGAUAAUCUGAGCACCUUGGAAAAUGUUACCUACGAUACUCUGAAGGAGUGGAUGAUCUAUGGGAUGCAGAAGUAUGGUGACUCGUUACAGACCACUGAACCUGAUGUUAGCGCUUUUGCAAACGCCGGUGGUAAGGUCAUCCACAUUCAUGGCGAACAGGACCCUUCCAUCCCUACCGCUUCGUCAAUCCACUACUACGAAUCCGUCCGUAACGUUAUGUUUCCCAACAUGACUUUCAACUCCAGCACAGAGGCCAUGGACGAAUUUUACCGCCUCUUCCUUGUUCCCGGUGGUGCUCACUGUGGAGUAAGCACCGAACAGCCAGAUGGUGGAUGGCCCGCAACAACCCUACAGACUAUGAUCGAAUGGGUCGAGAACGGCAUCGCGCCAGCAACUCUCAACAACACUGGCACUGCCGCGCCAACUCUAUGCAAAUGGCCUCUGCGCCCACUGUGGUCAAACAACGGCACCUCUUUCGACUGUGUUUAUGACCAAGCUUUGUGGGACAGCUGGAUCUACGAUUUCGAUGCUUACAGCACUCCUAUCUACUAA
Messenger RNA from Botrytis byssoidea, 1800 nucleotides. RefSeq lists its product as uncharacterized. NCBI's taxonomy places the organism in Eukaryota, Fungi, Ascomycota, Leotiomycetes, Helotiales, Sclerotiniaceae. The coding region runs from base 556 to 1800 and encodes 414 amino acids. The record is from RefSeq and is a predicted model, not a curated record. The transcript is spliced from 2 exons.